Messenger RNA from Camelina sativa (false flax), 1133 nucleotides. RefSeq lists its product as uncharacterized. The record is from RefSeq and is a predicted model, not a curated record. NCBI's taxonomy places the organism in Eukaryota, Viridiplantae, Streptophyta, Magnoliopsida, Brassicales, Brassicaceae.
AAAAAAAAAAAAAAAAAAAAAACAGAGUGAGUUAAGAAAAAGAAGAUGAAGCAGUUUGAGUACCAUGGCGUUGAAGCGGAGAAAGCGGAAGCGAUGAGGAGAUACAACAACCGUAGAAGCUUCCGCGACAUGCUACGUUUAGCCGCCGUAGCUUUUCUCUGUUACUUAUGGUUCUCGACUGUGGCGGUUUUGUUACAAACCGUCGGCGGUUUGAUUUACCGGUUCGGAUCGGCUUUGAUAACCGAUCGUACAGUCGCCUUCGUCAUCGCUAACCUACUCGUCGUUUUGAUCUUCCUUCUCUCCGGCGAGAGCGACGACGAGAAGAGUAGUUGUAGUAGUGGUCAUAACGAACCAGAUCUCUACGAGCAAUACACCUCUUUUUCCCCCGCCGUAACCGUAACCGCCCCCGACGAGAAAGUGGUGGAAGUCGAUGGUGACUCGAACAAACAAAUUGUUCCGACGGCGGAGGUUGAAGAGGCGGUUACGACGAAGAAGGAGAUCGUUCCGGCGAAUGUGGUGGAGUACGAUGAAUCGAGCAAGCAAAUCGUUCCGGCGUAUUUCCCGGAGGUUGAUGUGGAUGAGGCUAGUGAGGAGAAGGCGGUUACGACGACGGGAAUUUAUAGGAGGACGAAAUCGGAGGCGAAGAAAAAGAAAUCAGGGGCGGUGACAGAGUACCGGAGAACGGAAUCGGCGAAAGAGGUGGAGGUGGAGAUGGAGAGGCUGAGCAGUGAAGAGUUUCGUUUGAAGGUAGAAAGCUUCAUAAUGGAGACGAAGAGAAGCCUUAUUCACGAAAACGACGUCGUUCAAUAUUCAAGUUCGAGGUCAUCACAUGACCUCGUUGCUAGUACUGCCACUAGCGAUGGCUAUGGCUAUGGCUCUGUGUCGUGGUAGUCGAAAAAGCUGACUUGGAGUUAGAUAGGGUCAAAAAAGUAAAAAAAAAAACUCAAAAUGAGUUUCCUAGUUAAUUUUAAAAUUAGAUGAUGCUGGUGGUUUUUUAUUUUUCUGAAUUCGCUAGCUUUUAUUUUCAAUUUUUCAUCUUUGAUGGUUUAUCAUGCUUUUACUAGGCACCACAAUGAAGCUGAAAUACGGAAAUACUACAAUCUUUCUUUGCUUUAUAAAUACAUUAUAUUUUA